CACUUUCUGCCUUCAACUGACAGAGCACCCCGGAACUCAGGACACUAGCACCACCUGUGCCUCCACCCCCCAUAAAACUUGUUGAAGAGCCUGUAGGGCUAAAAGAGCUGAGCCCUCCGGAGGUAUUCCAUACACCCUCCCCCAUCCUGGCAAAGAAAAAAUUGACAAUGAGGACACAGGGAACAAAGUCCUGUCACAGGAGGAAGAGAGACUCCUGUCUGCAGUGACUGCAAAGAGAGAAAAGGCCAACGCCCCAGCGGAAGCACCACUCAGAGUCGGUCUGUCAUGGAUGUCCUGGUCCAACUCCUGCAGCUGCUGGUGCUGCUCCUGACCCUGCCCCUGCACCUGAUGGCCCUGCUGGGCUGCUGGCAGCCCCUGUGCAAAAGCUACUUCCCCUACCUAAUGGCGGCACUGACUGCCAAGAGCAACCAAAAGAUGGAGAGUAAGAAACGGGAGCUCUUUGGCCAGAUAAAGAGGCUUACGGGAGGCUCCGGGAAGGUGGCCUUGCUGGAGCUGGGCUGCGGCACUGGUGCCAACUUCCAGUUCUACCCAGCUGGCUGCCGGAUCACCUGCCUGGACCCAAACCCCCACAUGGAGAAGUUGCUGACAAAGAGCAUGGCUGAGAACAGGCAUCUCCAAUAUGAACAGUUUGUGGUGGCUUCCGGAGAGGACAUGAAACAACUGGCCGACGGGUCCAUGGACGUGGUGGUCAGCACCCUGGUGCUGUGCUCUGUGCAGAGUCCGAGGAGGGUCCUGCAGGAGGUCCAGAGAGUGCUGAGGCCGGAAGGAGUGUUCUUCUUCUGGGAGCACGUGGCUGAGCCCCGUGGCAGCUGGGCCUUACUGUGGCAGCAAGUUUUAGAGCCUACUUGGAAACACAUUGGGGAUGGCUGCUGCCUCACCAGAGAGACCUGGAAGGAUCUGGAGAGUGCUCAGUUCUCUGAACUCCAAAUGGAACAACAACCCCCUCCCUUCAAGUGGUUACCUGUUGGGCCCCAUAUCAUGGGAAAGGCUAUAAAAUAACCCUUCCCCAAGCCCUGCCUCCAGACAGAGCAAUCCCACCUACCUGCUAAGUCUGUCUUCCCCUGAGAGAAAUCUAGGCAAAGAAGUCAUUCCCUCCACCACCCCCUCUUCCUCCUUCCCUCCACCUCUGUCAGGAGUCUAACUUCAAUUCUUCCUUCCAAAGUGAAAAAGCUCUGGGGCGCCAGCCUGGCUCAGUCAAUAGAGCACGUGACUUUUAAUCUCAAGGUCAUGAGUUC
Molecule: messenger RNA, 1256 nt
Organism: Lynx canadensis (Canada lynx)
Lineage: Eukaryota; Metazoa; Chordata; Mammalia; Carnivora; Felidae
Gene: TMT1B
Product: methyltransferase like 7B
Exons: 2
Coding region: 286-1020 (244 amino acids)
Molecular function (GO): S-adenosylmethionine-dependent methyltransferase activity
Source: RefSeq, a predicted model, not a curated record